Messenger RNA from Drosophila navojoa, 4630 nucleotides. RefSeq lists its product as uncharacterized. Gene Ontology annotation, cellular component: extracellular region. The record is from RefSeq and is a predicted model, not a curated record. Lineage: Eukaryota; Metazoa; Arthropoda; Insecta; Diptera; Drosophilidae. Gene Ontology annotation, molecular function: protein binding.
CAAGCAGAAGAAGAAGAACAACAGCAACAACAAUUGAGCAACUCUUUCAUAGCUCACAAAUUUCUUUUGUAAGUGCUUCAUUAAAAGUGUGGCAGAACGACAAACGACCACGAAGCGCUUCGAAGGCGACGGAGCAGGAGAAAGAGUUGGAGGAGGAGGCGGAGUGCAAGGGGAGGCACGACGACAACAACCUGUAUCACCUGCUAAGUGCCGCUCGCGACAAUUGUGCGGGUAAUUGCGAGUCUUUGAAAUUUUUGGUCUCUUUUGAUGAGCUUAUGCCCUGCUCUGGCUGCGGCAUCUUCGAUUCGCCCGUCAUUGGAAAGUUGCGGCCGCUGCGUGACACACAUUUCACGCAUUAGACACGAGCCUACCGCCAGCUGGCCGUUGGAGCUGGACUCUGGCGUCGGGAAGACUAAGCCUAGACUGGCUUUUUCUUGGAGCCCGCACUCCCAAGCAAUACAGCUGAGGCCCCGCUCCGUCCCCCUCUUGCAUUAUUCAUGCGUGCAACGGCCCGAGGAGGAGCGGCCGCCGCAGUCGGCGCAAAGAUGACUCUGCGCUUAGUCAGCGUAUUAUCGCUGGCAUUCAUUUCUGUAUUGCCCGCACAGUUGGAUGCAUUUAUCACGCAGAAUACAGGCUGUCAUCACAAUGGCACUUGGUAUGCUGACAAGUCGGUGGUGCCCAGCAUGGAGAAGUGCCUCAAUUGUCAGUGCAAUCGCAAGACGCUCGUCUGCCGGCUGAAGGUCUGCCCGGAAAUGCCGAUGCCGCCGCCUCGUGGCUGCGUGGUCGUCCAGCGGAAGAACAGCUGUUGCCCCUACUUGUCGUGUGCUCGCUUGGACGCCUUCUACAAGAUACCGACCAAGCGUCGCAUCAUCGCCUACCUGGAUCACUACGAGCGGGAGUCGAUCGAUCGUGUGGUCAACGACAACAUGCUGCAGAGACGUUCCGAUGACUCCGACGUCGAUCUGUUGGUGUGCGUGAAGAACGGAACUGUGUACAAGUCGGGAUCGGCGAUGUCCUCGUCGAAUCUGUGCAGCUAUUGCUACUGCAUUGGUGGCAACGAAAAGUGUGUCAAGCCCAAGUGCAUGCUGCCCGUGGAUGGGUGCAAGCCCAUAUUCGUGGACUCCACCUGUUGCCCGGUGCGCUACGACUGCAGCAGCAAGACCUCUGGCAAGUCCUCGCAGGAGGUGCGCUACAGGAAGAACUCGAACAAGCACUUCCAGCGCAUGGCGCAGCGCUUGCAGCGGAACCGCGGCUGCACCGUGGGCGCCCAGUUCUAUGCGGAGGGCCAGAAGAUGCGAUCGGACGCGGAUAAGCCAUGCGACAUCUGCUUCUGCAUCCGGGGCACGCGCCGCUGUGCGCCGAAGAAGUGCGCGCCAGCCCUGAAGAACUGCAUUCCGGUGGUGCCGAAGGGUCAGUGCUGCCCCUCGAGCUACGACUGCGGCAGCCAGCGGGACUAUCGGCGCUCGCAGAGCUCUCGCCAAUUCAACCUGUACAAUCUGCUCUUUGGCAAGGAGGAGCAGGAGGCGGAGGCGGCAGCAGCUGCUGCCCUGAUCCCACAAAACACCAUGGCCGAGCACUACCCUCUCGAUCGCCAUCCCACUGAGCCACCCGUGGGCGAUCCGCUGCAGGUCAGCAGCGAGAAGAGCAUCUUCGAUACGCUGCGCGAGGGCCUCGAGUUCAUCGAUGGCAACAACAACCAGAUGCUGGCCAAUAACAUGGACUUGGUGGGCAGCACGCCCACGGCCAGUCCGCUGGUGUCUGACCCGAGCAGCACCACAGAGCUGAGCUUCCUCGACCUGCUGCUCGGACCCAGCACAGAGAGCGAAGAGCCCAUAACGCCAGAGGCCACAACUGAGAAGAAGAAGCCAAUAUCCUGGAUGGACAUACUGCUUGGACCCGACGAAGAGGAGCCAGCUCUCGCACUCGAGCCGAUUGCUGCUGUAGAGGCCAGCUCUACUCUGGCACCGGCAUUACCCACAAGCAGCACCACCGAGCGCAGCAUUGAGCGCAUUGCAGACGAUUUCGGAGAUCGAUGGAGCGAGGGACAGUUUGCGGUGGGUGAACUGCCAGCGGAAGCACAGCAAGACUGGGCCAGACCCACUGAAGCACCACCGGCUAGCAGCACAGCACAACCACCCGAUCUAUUCAAUGUGCUGCUGGACGGGCUUUCAGUCAUGCUGAAUGACAAUGCCACCAGCACCACAUCGACAACCACAACGACAACAACAACAACGAGCACCACUACGACUAGAAAGCCCUUUAGCACACACGCACCACCCAUGUUCCGUCCACUGCCGAGCAGCAAACCGCACCACACGCGCAUUAACUCCAAGCUGGCUAAUCUCACAGUGACCCCACCGAUGGUUGUGGUCACCAGCAAGUACGGUCAGCCCGUCACCUAUAGGACGAUGCCAAGCAAGGGCACCACCAGCACCACGACCAGCACAACAACAAGCACAACCACAACCACUCCCAAGCCACUUCCAACCACAACCACAACGACAAGAGCAACGACAACCACCACCACCACAACGCAACCACCAACAACUACAACCACACCAAAGCCUACAGCCCCAAUCCCUCGCACCACCUUCCGACCCACAUUUAAGCACAAGCCAACACCAGCAUACUUCACUAGCACCCCUAAACCACUGAUCAUCAAAACGAAUCCCACCAUUUUGGAAGUGGAUCUCUUGGACGACGCAGACAGCACUGCGCCCACGCUGCCGCCCAGCUUGCCGAACCUGAAAAUCAUUCCGUUUUUGCCCACGGAUGCAGUGGACACGAAACCACCGAUACAACCACCCGAGGGGUACAGCAGCCACACUUACUAUCAGCAGCCAGCGGGUCUGCUUGCCUCUCAAAUCGCCUCCGACAGAGUGGACAGCGAGUACGAUGUGACCUAUGUGGAUCAAGCACAACACGGCGUCAGCUUCAACAGCAACAACAACCACCACAACAUCGAUCAGGCUGCCUACAAAUACAAGUUCAAUGUGGAGGUUCCCGCUGUGGUGGCCCCACCCGAGCCAGUGGUGCACGUCAUUGGCAGCGCAGACUAUGUUAAAUAUGAUUUCAAUGAGCAAGUGGUGCAGCCACCCGUGCACAGUGGUUUCUCACCACCCACCGAGACGGAGGGCGGCUUUAUGCCCAAGGAACCGCUCGUCAUCGAUGGGGAAGUGCUGCAGGAACAUGUCACAUCGAACGUCCUGCUGGGCGAUAAUUAUCACGUCACGCAGCACAUUAUCGAUAUAACGACAGAGAGGGAGGAUAACGAUACGGCUGCAAUAGAGAUCACAACGCCCGAUCCCUUCAAAGAUGUCAUACACACGGAGAGGCCUCCAAAUCUCGAUGUGCUGAUUGGAGACAAGCUGCAGAAGAAACCGGCACAGCAGCUGCAACAGCAACACAUCGAGAGUGUCACAUACAGCAUCAGCCAGUCUUCCGGCAAUAAAACUGCACCAGCAGCAGCAGCAGCAACAACAACUACAACAACAGCUGCAACUACAACCACAAAACAAACACCGCUGAUAGACAAAAAUGAGAUAACCAAACUGGAUGAGCUGCUGGAAGAGCUGUUGGGCAUGAACCUGCCCACCAUACCCCUCACCAGCAGCAGCAGCAGCAAUAGUACAGUGCCGCCUUUUAAAACAUUGCCAACAGCAGCCGCACCAGCAGCAGCAACAGAUGCAACAACACCAACUACUGUGCGCCCACCUGCCACACCCACCGCAGCACGUGGCCACAAGAAGGGCAACAAAACAAAGCCGAAAACAUCAAGCAAUAGACGCAAUCAGACAGCAACAGCAACGGCAAAGCCAUCCCGCAACAAAGGUCAAGCGACCACGCGUCGAACACCCGCCAGCAACAGCAACAGCAACAGCAACAACAACAGUAACGUCAACAUAAACAGGAACAACUCAAUGGGCAGCGCUGCGCAAACAAGUGCAAAAACCAAAAACACACCGGCAACAGUGACAACAACAACAACAGCAGCAACAAGCACUACAACAGCAGCAACAACAACAACAGCAACGGCACCAACAGCAAUUGUUUCCACCACAGUGCAUCCAUUUUUAAUGUCACCAUUCGACAAAUUGCCCUUCAUGGACACCAGCUACGAGGUGCGACAUCAGCAACAGCAAUUGCAGCAACAACAGCAACAGCAGCUGCAGCAACAGCAACAGUUGCAGCAAUUUCAUCAUUAUCAGCAUGCGCCAAGCAGCAGCAGCAGCAGCAGCACAACAACAACGACAGCAGCAACACCAGCAGCAGCAGGAGGAGGAACAGCAACUUUUUCUGGGGGCGAGGGGCUAAUGGAUCCUGCGGGCAUACUAAAAUUAGCCGGCUGCAACAUUUACGGCCGUAUGUAUCGAGUGGGUCGCAUUAUUGUGGAGCUAUCCAAUCAAUGCCUCGAAUGCAAAUGCACCGAGGUGGGCGUCAAGUGCGGCCCAUUAGACUGUUAAUUUAAGCCACGCCUCCAGCCCUUCCUCCGAUAAAUAUCUCUGUGUGCGAGUGUGCGUGAGUCUGUGUAUGUUUGUGUGUGUGUGGAGUGUGGCCGUUUACCAUUUAAGACAACUCUUUCAUUGCCCUUUCCCGUUUUAGCUCUGAACUAAUGCAUUUAGUAUAUAGA